Molecule: messenger RNA, 3296 nt
Organism: Colias croceus (clouded yellow)
Lineage: Eukaryota; Metazoa; Arthropoda; Insecta; Lepidoptera; Pieridae
Gene: gogo
Exons: 17
Coding region: 76-3282 (1068 amino acids)
Cellular component (GO): cell periphery
Source: RefSeq, a predicted model, not a curated record
UUUUCAGAUUACAUAAAUCCUGCAGCAAUACAAACUAUGGCUGGGCGGAGGGUAGAUUGAUGGCGCGGUGACGCGAUGUGCCGCGCGCACAUCGCCGCUGUCUUGCGGCUACUGGUUUUGGCUGGUGGAGCAUUCUUCGUAAAUCCUUACACAAGCGAAGAACGCGUUGACCUCAACCAAGUAUGGGUCGAGAUACCCACGACCCUGGUCGCUUUGGGCGGGGACGUCCACAUCUACGUCCGUGGCGCGACCGCUGGCAGCUUGCGUGUGCGCCUCGCCCGAGAUGACGACGACGGACGCACCCUCCUAGCAACCAUGCCUUUAGCUCUAGACGCGGAAAGCCGACUCACCCUACCCUGCGGCUACUUCUCUAGAGGAGGCAUUUACUACCUAGAAAUAGUCGCUGACAAAGAAACCUUCCUCGACUUUGAAAAUACCACCAUCAAUACCGUUAAAGUUAAGAGAGAAGUGUCCGAUGGUGGAAUUAUGGAAACGGGGGACAGUGUGGUGAAAUCUUGGAAGUUUGAUGUCAUGUGGCCGACGGCUAGUUUGGAUGUCACUCCAGAACAAAUUCAGACGUAUCCGGAGAGGCAAGUGACUGCAAUUCUGGAGUUCCCGAAGGUGGUGUGUACUCCAGUGCAGACGAGUGCAGAUUUUUGGUUGGAACUUCUAUACUGUGGCCAUUCGAGCGGUGGUGCUGUGUUGUGCGAUGGUAAAAACAUCAGCUCGCACGCUCAUGUACUCUAUUCAGAACAGAUGUACGGCUUCCCUGGUCGUAGAACCAUGACACUACGCUGUGAACACUUCGGUCAGGCGGGAGACUAUGCUUUAACAUUACGACCAGCAGCCGCAGCUGGUCCUCAAGACUUAGCUAUGGCUUUUGUUAAGGCGGAUUGGUCAGACCAAUUCGUGCUCAACGUCCAUGGUGGCUCCGUGUUCCCAUGCGGGGAUGGCGUGCGAGUCCUCUUUCAGUACCCCGAGUGCGUGCUGGACGGCGCGGAUCGGGUGCGCGUGUUCGGCCGCGACGCCGAGCGGCUGAGAUACGUGGCUGAGCGGCGGGUGCGACGUGGUCAGCACACAGCAACAUUCGACUGCCGUCUCUUCAGCGAGCGAUACCCGGAGUAUUGUUUCGUGUACGUGUCGCAGGCUGUCACGGGCGCGGUCGCGGACGUACGGAUGGACUGUCUGCCUACGCUGCCUUUAUCAGACGGCGGUGCCGGGGGUUGGGGCGAAUGGUCACCCUGGUCAGCAUGCCCCGCGCCCGCGCACUGUUCCACGCGCACGCGCAGCCGGCAUCGCUUCUGCGACUCCCCUCCACCCGCGUAUGGAGCUAAGUACUGUGAGGGCCAAGCAGUAGAGUUAGCAGCAUGCGAGUGUUCUGCCAGACCGUGGGCGGGAGACUCCUCAAUGGUGGUAGCUGAAAUCGGUGCGAGAUGUCGCUGUGGUUGUGUUCUGCAUCUAGCUCCCAUCGCCAGACUACUUGCGGGGUCUGCUAGAGUCUGCCCUGCUAGAUCAUUCUGGCUUUUGCAGGCUGAAGAAGGACUGAUAGUGCGCGUGCGUUUCGAAGCAGUGCGCUUGCCCUGUGCGGGGCAGUCCCUUCGGGCACGUAACGGUGACUCUUUAGGGUCCCCACUGCUAGCUUCUUGGGACGGACCUGAUAGUGCUGCUGUGUCAGAAGACGUAGAAACGACGACAGAUAGCAGUGGUAUGGUGGAGAUAGCUGGAGGCAGACAUAUACUCAUUGAGCUGCGGUCGGCUGACACCAGCGAGCGGUGCACGGGAGGGUUCCUGGCGCAUGCUACACAGAUAGAGCCCAUCCGCAACGCGUCCGCAGCGUGGGCGUCGGUGGGCACGGGCGCGUGGUGGCGCGGCGGCGGCGGCGCGCGGGGGGCGGCCGCCGCGCUCGCCGCGCUGGCCGCUGCGGCCGCAGUGCUGCUGGCUGUGCACAGCGCGCACCGCACCAGGGCCUACCAGCGGGCUGCGGACAAGGAGUCGCUCACUGACAGCGACGCAUGUUCAGCAUCACUAGAGCUAGGAGCGACAUCAGGAUCCCGGAGCACGUUGCUCAGUGAGGUGGUGGGGGGAGUGUCUCUGCGACGACUGCUACCAGCUAGAACUAGACACACGAGGUUAAGGGACGCGGAUAGAGGCUCGGAAAUUGUGGAUCAAAGAGAUGAAGACGAUAUAUCCGACGCGGAAGACGCAGCGAGUAUCGCCAGCGCGUGCAGUGCGGGGAGCCACGCGUCACAGGCCACAGUGACGCCUGAGAACGUGUCGUCCAGCAGUGCGCCCCUCACCAGUGGGGCUAAAGCGUCGCCUCUGCGCCGGUCCCAUACUGUGUCCACGCAUGUUUCUGCUCAGGUGACGUCACCACAACAAGCCUCUACGAGCGAAGCUAUUACCGCAGAAAUCAGCACAAGCGUGACCAGUGUGAGCGAGCGGGACAGCUGCAGCGAGAAGGACCGAGACAGUGUGUGGGACAAGGACAGAGAGAGUGUUGUGUCUUCUACUUCAGCUGCUACGCUUACAAACGGUUGGUACUCCCCCGCCUUAAGUGGGGUGUCCUCCGCCCGAGUGAGGGACAACGCCAAACGCACCAAAGAAACGUCGAACCGGCGGCUACUGCGGUCCGACCUGAGCCUCACUUCACACCCCGAGAUGGAGAUCGACUACUACGACUAUGAAGUCAAUAAUGCGGGUUCUGUUCCUGGCUCGUAUCUAGGAAUGGAUCCCGCUUUUUUAGUCUGGAUACCCCCUCUUGAGGAGGGGGACAUCAUGAGAGAGGUUGAUGACAACAAAGCUCCUAUUUAUGAGGAAAUCGUUCCAAAGGAACUGCGACCAGACCCGGGCAGCAACACAGAGUCACCUGAAGACAGACCAACAGCCACCCUCAAACGAAACCCAACCAACAGAUCGAACGAAUCCAUAAAAUCCAUGCGAAAAGUCAUAGACAGGAGCAGCGUCAUCCACCCAUUGAACUUCAGCAUUAGCGACUUGCAAAACUCGCCCAAACUACCCAGGAAAAACAAGAGGAAGAAAGGCGAUAAUCCCGUGAACAUACCCAUGAAGGAACUAACUCUAAUGUCUCCUGUUAAAGUUCAUAAAAAAUCCGACGACUCGACCCUAAAAAGAGUAAUGGAGGGCAGAGAAAAGGACUCCACGUUGAAACGAAGCGAUUUCAAUGAUAUCCGAUUUGCAGACGAUUCGUCUAAUGAGAUAAAAUUCGCGGAUGACUCGCCAGAUAGUAAUCGAUUAGUUGAUAGAUUCGAUGUUAAAGUGUAAAUGUUGAGUUUAGG